GCAGACUGUCCACCGUGUCGUCCAUGUGAUCUUGAGAAGUAAAUUUCAUCACAUACGAUAUACGUACAUAGAUAAAAGCUAGGACUAAAGCUACUAUACUACAGUGUGCUGUACUUGCACAUGAAAAUAAACAUCUCCAUAGUACAGUGAGGAAGAGGUAUUAAAAGAUGUCGUUUGUAAGACGCGAGGAGAAUCUUGAGAGCAAGAUCAUCAUCCGAAACUACUCACAUGACCUCACCGAGGGGGAUCUCACCAUCAUGUUCGAGAAAUACGGCAAAGUGGAUGACUUGUUCUCGCCCAAGGACAAGGAGACACGGAAGCCGAGAGGAUUCACAUUCUGCCAGUAUCGGAGGAAAGAGGAUGCAGAGGACGCAGUCAAGGGAAUGAAUGGAAGGGAUAUGGGGGGCAAGAAACUAUCAGUGGAGUUCUGUCGUAUCCCGAGGCCAGACAAUCGAGACAGAGACAGGGGGAGGCCUAGAGACAGAGGCAGAGAUAGAGAUAGAAGACGAAGUCAUAGCCCCUAUCGAAGCAGACGCCGCUCGAGAUCACGCUCACGAGACAGAGGGCGUGGCAGAGACCGUGAUCACAGCAGAGAGAGAGAAUUAUGGUCUGCCGUUAAGGAAGACUACCUUAGGGGAGGGGACUUUCCCCCACUACCGGGUCGAUUUGACCCUUAUGGCAUACCGUUACCCCCACGUCCAUCUGAUUUCCCUCGUCACCCCCUAGGGGGCCCAAUGCCACCUCCUGGCCCACGACCAAGGUCCGGGCUGCUUGAUCCCCCUUUUCCUUUACCCCCAGACGGCCCCAGUGGGGGGCCUCCCAGCCGAGGAAUUCCCCCACCACCUAGAGGGGGAGGCUACGCAGAUGACCUGCCACCACCUGGAAUGAGGGACAGCUACGGAACUGGACCACCACCUAGUCGUGGAGGGUACUCAAGUGGGCGUGGCGCACCCUCAUCUUCCAGUCACUACGGACCACCUCCAACUUCAGGGGGUAGAGACUACCACGAUGACCCCUACUAUUCUGAACGUCAGGGUGGCCCUCCAGGAGGAUCCAGCUACAGACCACCACCAGAUACAAGUAGCUACUCCUCUAGACUACCUCCUGAGGUUACACCAUCCAGCGGGCGAGACUACCCACCCCAUAAGAGUGACCCCUACGAUAGCUACCCAAGUGGUGGUCCACCUCCUUCGCAGUCAAGAGAUGCCUACUCCUCUUAUAGUAACGGCAGCAACUCCUAUAGAUCUAGUGGACCUGCGAACACCCCCAGUGCUCAAGCCUCCACCAGUCGAUUCUCAUCAUCAUCCACCGGCCCUGGCUCCACCUACGGCAGCGGCCAACCGAAAUCUGAUUACUCCUCCUCAGACCCCUACUACGGCAGCAACAGAGGUCCCUCAUCAAGUUACACCAGUGACCCUCCCAGUCGCCCACCACCCUCAAACCCCCCAGCAGAUCGAUACGGAGCUUCCUCCAGUGGUGAGGGAAGGUCCAGCUUCCCGAGCAGCUCUGGCAUAGGGAGUAGCUACAGCAGCAGUAGUGGACAAAGAGGCUACGAUUCUUCCGGUUAUAGUGGCCCCAGAGGUGGGGGUACCGGGUAUGGAGCGAGCACUACCAGUCCACUGGGUAGGGGAGCCUCCAGAUCUGCCGGCUACUCCUCACUGGGACCACAGGGAAGAGGUGAUGGCUUUACCAGCUCAACCCAGGCAGCCCCCAAAGUCGGAUAUUCAGCAUUCAAUGCCUCCUCUUCUACUCAGAGGACCCAGCCCUCUGCCGGAGGAGCUAGUCAGGGCUAUGGGGCUCAGGAUUACAAACCGGGUUCUAGAUACUAGCCAACACGAGAAACUAACUUUGAACAAGUGUAUUUUGUAUUUACCUUUUGUUAGACGCUUGUAUACAUGUGUUGGUGUUUGGACUACUUUAGUUAGAAUUCCUUUAAGCUGUUGACUGUUUCUCACUGGAUUUACAUGGUUUUCUACUAUUGGC
Molecule: messenger RNA, 1983 nt
Organism: Halichondria panicea
Lineage: Eukaryota; Metazoa; Porifera; Demospongiae; Suberitida; Halichondriidae
Product: basic salivary proline-rich protein 2-like
Exons: 6
Coding region: 168-1829 (553 amino acids)
Molecular function (GO): RNA binding
Source: RefSeq, a predicted model, not a curated record